Tribolium madens (black flour beetle) is the source of this 1667-nucleotide messenger RNA. Its product is annotated as putative inorganic phosphate cotransporter. The record is from RefSeq and is a predicted model, not a curated record. Gene Ontology annotation, molecular function: transmembrane transporter activity. The transcript has 8 exons. NCBI's taxonomy places the organism in Eukaryota, Metazoa, Arthropoda, Insecta, Coleoptera, Tenebrionidae. Gene Ontology annotation, biological process: monoatomic anion transport; transmembrane transport. The coding region runs from base 184 to 1596 and encodes 470 amino acids. Gene Ontology annotation, cellular component: plasma membrane.
GUCAACUAGGUUGUAGCUCUACCGCCUUGCAUGCCCGACAACUGAUCACAAUGAGAAAAUCCUUUAUCAUUUUCAAUGACUCUCAUUCUGCAAAAAUGUAUUAGCACAGAUUAGUUUUUAUCUACAAGUAUUUUGCUUGUUAUAAACUCCACGCGAUCAAUUGUUCAUGAAACUCCACCAAACAUGACACAAACAGAUUUAGAAAAGGCCCCAGAACCACAAUUUCCAAAACCCAAGCAAUGGUUUGGUGUUCGUCACAUCCAAUUCGUGAUCUUAUUCUUCGCCACGAUUAUCGCUUAUGGGAUUAGGACCAACAUGUCGGUUGGGAUUAUAGCGAUGAUGGAGAAAGACCCCCCAGAUCCCAGCAUUCCCACGUACCCAGACUGGACUCAGAAAGAAACCAUUCUUUCGGCUUUUUUUUGGGGAUAUGUCAUCCCCCAAAUCGGUGCCGGUGCUGUGGUAAAAAAAUUCGGCCCUAAAUGGUUUCUGGCAGUCACAACAGCCAUUAAUUCCCUUUUUACGCUUUUAAUCCCAGUCAUGGCUGAAAAUUUGGGCGAGAAUGGGGUCAUAGCAUGUCGGAUUAUUCAAGGCUUGAACCAAGGUUUUCUCUUUCCGUCUUUACACACACUUCUUGGAAAAUGGACUCCGUUGGCUGAGCGUUCACAAGUUGCCAGUUUUGUGUACACUGGGGGUCCUCUAGGUACUGUUAUUUCCCUCCCAGUGACUGGAGCUUUUGCCGGUUCGAAGUUAGGAUGGCCUGGUGCGUUUUAUCUUUAUGGGAGUUUGGGACUGGUUUGGACUGUUUUAUGGGGGUUUAUUGGGGCUGAUAGCCCGAGCAAACAUGGGGGGAUUUCAAAGGAGGAGAGAGAGUAUAUAGAAGGUGCAAGUAUAACCAGUGAAGAGAAAAAAGAGUUAAAAACACCUUGGAAGUCCAUAUUCACUUCGGCGCCUUUUAUUGCUAUUUUAGUAGCCCAUUCUGGGCAAAACUGGGGUUUUUGGACUUUACUGACCGAGACUCCAUCUUAUUUGAGCGAAAUUAUGCAGUACGAUAUUAAGGAUAAUAGUCUCCUGUCAGCAUUACCUUACCUCGUUCUGUGGCUUCUAAGCUUUGUUUUUAGCCCACUUGCCGAUUAUUUAAUCGUCCGUAAAUAUUUAUCGAUAGGAAACGUUCGAAAACUUUUCAAUACUAUUGGGUUGAUUAUCCCAGCCAUCGCAUUGGUAGCCCUAGGCUUUGUUGAUUCAUCCCAAAAAGAUUUAGCUCUAGUCUUACUAGUACUAGCUGUAGGUUUUAAUGCAGCUGUAUAUAGUGGUUUUAACGUAAAUCAUAUUGAUUUGUCCCCGAACCAUGCAGGAAUUCUUAUGGGAAUUACGAAUAGUUUGUCAAAUAUUUUCUCAAUCAUUGCACCAUUAGCCAUAAAAGCAAUUCCAUACGAACAGAGUGACCCAAUUUUGUGGAGAUAUGCGUUUUGUAUAUCAGCAGGCAUUUAUGUCGCCGCUGAUAUUUUUUACGUUAUUUGUGCUUCCGGAGAAGUGCAACCGUGGAAUACUGAGGGGGAAGAUGAAGUUGUGGAAGAAGUUCAGAAGGAUGCCUUAUAAAGCAUAAAUUGUGAAUUAUUUAUUGUGUUUUGACAUCUGUUGUAAAGAUGAAAUACAAAUUUUUAAAACUA